Molecule: messenger RNA, 7913 nt
Organism: Pipra filicauda (Wire-tailed manakin)
Lineage: Eukaryota; Metazoa; Chordata; Aves; Passeriformes; Pipridae
Gene: AFG2A
Product: spermatogenesis associated 5
Exons: 17
Coding region: 103-2736 (877 amino acids)
Cellular component (GO): cytoplasm
Molecular function (GO): ATP hydrolysis activity; ATP binding
Source: RefSeq, a predicted model, not a curated record
GCCACAGCCGCGCCAUGGCACCGAGCGGGGCGGGGGGCGCGGAGCCUCCGCCCCCGGGGCGGUGCCGGCCUCUGCUCCGGAACCACUCGGCAGUGGGGCAGCAUGUCUGCCUCCUCUUCCAAAAGGAAGAGCAAGGGGCGCCUGGCCGCGGGUGGCAGCUCCCCGCGGGAUGCUCCCCUCGGAGCUGCUGAGGGCGGGCCGCUGGCGCUGCGGGUCGCCGACGCCGUGGAGGCAGGAGAUGACAAAGUCCCGAAAAUGCUGCGCAGAACCCUGGCGCAGCUGUCGCUGAGCAGCAUGAAGUCCGCGGAGCUCUGCAUAGGGCGGCCGGCCCUGCUCACCUCAGCUGAUGGGCGACAGGAGGUCUGUACUGCUUGGCCCACUCCAGGCUUUCCAGGUGGGAAGAUUGGGCUGAAUGAAACCACACAGAAGAACCUGAAAGUAAAUCCAGGUGAUGGUGUCACUGUGCAGCCUGUGACUGGUGCAGUCAUCCAGGCAGAGGAAGUCGAUGUAAAGUUGAGGGACAAAGAUGCCACCGUUAAUGCCGAGGAAAUGUCUGUGUGUCUGCUGAGAAACCUUGAUGGGAAAAUAGUUCUACCAGGAAACCUCUUGGCUUUCACUUUCUAUGGCAAACUGUGCAACAUCGUGGUGAUGAGAGUGAAAGGAACUGAUGGUGCAGAGCUGAGUGCCCAGGGCAGCGCCAUUCCCAGUGACCCAGACCUUGAGAGAUCUGAUUUGGAGACAAGUGCCUUAGAUUUGUCUCUACAGCUCGGCAGGAUGGACAUUGGUGAUAGUCCAGGGGUUGCAUCUUUGAGCACACCAAGCAAACCAAUGGAUCCAGGCUCACCAGUUACACCCAGUUCUGUGACAGCCAGUGGUCCGGACUCUGGUCAGGGAGAGAAAACCUACGGCAAGGGAGAUGGUGCAGACCUCACCGAGGAUUCGGAGUUGGCUGGGAAAAGCAGCAGUGAGGGACUCCCAGUAACGGGCAAAACCGGAGCAAUAAGCAAUACAGACUCUUUUUAUUUCAUUUCUUCAAGAACUAGGAUCAAUUUUAUAGAACCCAGGACCAGUGUAGCAGAAGAUGGCGAUUGUGAGUCCCAAGUCACCUAUGACAUGAUAGGAGGUUUGAGCAGCCAGCUCAGAACUAUUAGAGAAACAGUUGAACUGCCCUUGAAGCAACCUGAACUGUUCAAGAGUUACGGAAUCCCUCCUCCUCGAGGAGUGCUGUUAUAUGGCCCUCCAGGUACUGGGAAGACUCUGAUUGCCAAAGCCAUCGCAAAUGAGGUUGGCGCUCACGUUACUGUUAUUAAUGGGCCUGAAAUAAUAAGCAAGUUUUAUGGGGAGUCUGAAUCGAGGUUACGUCAGAUCUUCGCUGAAGCCUCUCUGCGUCGCCCCUCAAUUAUAUUUAUAGAUGAGUUGGAUGCACUCUGUCCAAAGAGAGAAGGGGCUCAGAAUGAAGUGGAAAAGAGAGUUGUUGCUUCAUUGCUGACGUUAAUGGAUGGCAUUGGCUCAGAAGGCAGUGAAGGGCAGCUCUUGGUGCUCGGGGCCACCAAUCGCCCCCAUGCUCUGGAUGCAGCUCUGCGCAGACCUGGGCGUUUCGACAAGGAGAUAGAAAUCGGAAUUCCCAAUGCCCAGGACCGCCUGGACAUACUCCAGAGGCUUCUCAGGAAAGUCCCCCAUUCGCUCACAGAGGUGGAGUUGGUGCAGCUGGCUGAUAGUGCACAUGGUUAUGUGGGUGCAGACUUAGCAGCCUUGUGCAAGGAAGCAGGUUUGCACGCCUUGCGGAGAACGCUGGGGAAGAGCCCUAACCUGUUAGACACCGAGGUGGCUGGGUCAGUGAUGAUUGCUUUCAAUGACUUCCUGCAGGGGAUGAAUGAUGUCAGGCCCAGUGCCAUGAGGGAGGUGGCAAUUGAUGUGCCAAAAGUCUCUUGGUCAGACAUAGGAGGACUAGAAGACGUGAAGCUGAAAUUGAAGCAGGCAGUUGAGUGGCCUCUCAAACAUCCCGAGUCCUUCAUCCGCAUGGGGAUCCAGCCUCCAAAAGGUGUGCUCCUUUAUGGACCUCCUGGAUGCUCAAAAACCAUGAUAGCAAAAGCUUUGGCCCACGAAAGUGGUCUCAACUUCUUGGCAGUUAAGGGGCCAGAGUUGAUGAAUAAAUACGUUGGUGAGUCUGAACGAGCAGUGAGAGAGAUCUUCAGGAAAGCCAGAGCGGUGUCUCCUUCAAUUCUUUUCUUUGAUGAGAUAGAUGCCUUGGCAGUGGAAAGGGGAAACUCCUCAGGUGCAGGCAAUGUAGCAGACCGUGUCUUGGCUCAGUUGCUGACGGAAAUGGAUGGGAUAGAACAGCUGAAGGACGUGACAAUUUUGGCAGCUACAAACAGACCGGACAUGAUAGACAAGGCCUUGCUGAGACCAGGACGAAUAGACAGAAUUAUCUACGUGCCAUUGCCAGAUGCAGCCACUCGCAGGGAGAUCUUCAAACUUCAUUUUCAGUCCAUGCCAGUGAGCAAUGAAGUCUGCUUAGCUGAGCUUGUUGAGCAUACACAGAAGUACUCAGGAGCAGAGAUAACAGCAGUCUGUAGAGAAGCAGCUCUUCUGGCUCUCCAGGAAGACAUCCAUGCCCAGUCCAUCAUGGGGCGGCACUUUCGGUGCGCGCUGACUGUCGUGACCCCGAGGAUUCCCGACUCGUUAAUCCAGUUCUAUGCAGAUUAUCAGCAGCAGAGUGGACUGCACACGCUUUAAUACACACACGAAUUCACACACACUGUGAAUAGCAAAUUUCCUUCAUAAAGCUGUCAGAAGCCAAAGAAUUUUGUACUGUAAGUAGAAGAAUUUACAGGUCAAAAAUUUAUUCAAAUCCUCCUUUCAUUUGUUGAAGUAAACAAGAAAUGACAUUUCAGGCUUUAGGUAAGGUUAUUUUUUGGGGUUUGUUUAUUGAUGGUUCUGAAGACUUUUCUUUCCUGCAGCCAUUCUGUAUGUAAUUAUUUAGAAAUUUAUAUAAUUUUAUGAGGAAUUUGUAUAUCAAAGAGGUAUUUCUACGUUAUUUAUUUAUCAGUAUGAAAUUUAAAGAGUAAUUUCUUCACCUGGGUUAUGGCUUUUCCUCUCCUUAUUUAGUUCCACAUUGUACACAGUUUGUAGCUUUUAAACAGAAAUCUGCUAUUUCUAAAUGACCACUUUUCUAUUAGUUUUAUGCUAACCUAUUGUUUCUGUAAUUAGCAUUUAAUUUUACCAUCACUGACAAGGAUUAAGGGAUGAGGAAAAGCAGGUCAUUUACUUAGUUCAGCUGAUGUAUGUGCAGGUUUUUUCUUUUUUUCAUUGCUAGUCUCUUUAAUAGUCCAAAACCAGAGGGAAUUAAGAAAAUUAUAAACUGGAAAAGUUGCCUUGGAGAUCAAGACUGCAACUGAAGCUACUUUAGUCUUCUUUUCUAAAUUCUCUGUACUCCAACUUGGAGUUCAGGAUGUGAACCAUUUAUCACAACCAUUACAUUUUUGAUGUUUCCAAAAAUUAAAUGCCAUACCUUUAUCCCCUGGCACUUUACUCUGGUGUCUGUUCCCGAAGGGAGGAAAGAGAGACUGCAGUUUUUACUGCCAAUAGUGAAUUCUGUUUGUAAUUUUGUAGCCUAAAAGUAACACUCUGCGAUGCUCUAUAUGAGUAGCAAAACUAUACGGCCAGUCCUUUGGAAGUGCUCAGAUUUAUUGGGAACAUGCACCAAGGCAUGAAUGUGAACUGAGAAGCUGCAAGACAGGCAGGUAGGAGCUGGCUGGCCUUUCCAUUUGUGGACUCCUGCUGCCAUCAGAGGGAAUUUUGCACGUUGAAUUUUAGGACAUUUAGGACAGAAGGCUGGCCCACGUCUGUUGUUUGUGCCUUGGGAAAAAACCCCAUCCCUGCAAAUGUUUAUCCUCUCACCCGCAUGGUACCACAUCUGUGGUACCAAAUCUCGUGAUACACACCUACAUGCCUGAAGCGAUUUUGGAUGCAGGAAGAUCCCCUUUUUUUCCUUGGGCUUGUGGAAUUUGUUUUUUGAUUUUUUUUUUUUAAAGUAAGGUAUUCUUAAAGAAAAAACGUAGGCGAUGACAAAUUUUUGAAGUCCCUAGGUGUCUGUUGCUCCCAAAAGUUCUGUUCGGAAAACUUUGCCAGUCUGGCACCGCUCAGGAUCUUAGUCCAUCCCAAGCCACUGAUAAACUGAGAUUUAAAGAAAGGUACAAUGACUCCCCAUCUCAUUCCUAAUGACAGAACGCCGUUAUCAUGGACUAGCAACUUGAAACCCACUUGUCAGAAUUCUGAAAAAAUAACCAAAAAUUCAUUUUUGGUCAAAACGCACCAUCACUGUAGUCCUUUCAUAAUCCAAUUUGGCGAGAGCUUUUGCACCCUGAGCCUCUCAUUGGAACUUACUGAUGAGGGCACUGUAGGACAGAGCACUCCAGAGGCAUCUCCCAUUGGCCUGUCAUUUAAACAAGUGGGUUUUAGCUCAGAGCUGAACUUUUCACAGCGUGUUUUACUGAACACAUCGUGCCUUGGCUCUGAAUCAAAUCUCUUGCAGUGUGAGGCUGUAUAAGCCUGAACACCUCUGUGCUGCAGAGUGAAUCAAAGAGAGGGGUGUUCUCUCAUCUGCUGGGUUAAUCACUGUUGUUGUUUGGGUGUUUCUAUGAGAUGUUAUUUUAAUAAAGUGAUCAAGCCUCAGUGAGCAGAAGGCAUCUGAGAAGAACAUCUAUCUUUCUCCCAUCCUCUUUUUAACUGAGACUUACUUCCUAGACUUCUUUACGUCCUUUAGAAACGGAGUCUUUUUGCUGCCUGCUAUUAUCUUUUGGAGCCAGUUUUUGGCCCAAAUACUGCUUGAGUUGCAGAAUUGUUACCUUUAAAUCAAGCUUUCCAAUGUUUCAGGCACAUUUUGUUUAAAUACAAAAAUCUACCUUUUUCCUCCAAUGACAACAUCUUGCAAAAUGGCAUAAAAAGUCUUUUGACAGGUUUGCCAAAAAUGACCAGGAGAAUAUUUAUUAUCAAAAUGCAAAAAUGUCUUCACUUAAAAAAAAAAAAAAUUAAAAAAUCAGUCCUGUGUUCUCCUUAAUGCACAAAACAGAUUUUCACUGCACGUACAAUAUACAAUUCUUAAUCCUGGAAAAAGAAUGAAGUUUAUUGUGGGUAGUUUUCCUGUAGUCUCUGAAUGAGAGCAGAACAGUUUACUCAGCUCAGGUGCGAGGGAAAACAUCAGGGACAGAAUAAAGAUCGUUUUCAAAGGUGGUUUUUCAAAAUCAUUGAAUUUAGACUUGUCAGCCCUUUCAAAUAUUAUGUCCUUAAAGUGGAUUUUUUUUGUGGUUUGUGUAUGCUGGCUCUUUCCUUUUAGCUUCUUUACUCAUUUUAAAUGUCAGAGUGUGGUGAUUCCCCUUUGGAAACUGGGCAUGUGCCAAACAUAAUGCUCCUGUAACUGAGCAUCCAUCCAUUAGUGCUGCAGGAAGGCUGAGGGUGAUGUUUCCUGGUGAAGGAGGCCUCAAACUCUGCUGAUGGGGUGUGGAGAGGGGGAAAGAGGAAGCCAAAGUGUAAAUCUGGUGUUUUGCCCAGGAAGAUGAAGUUCAGUGAUGGACACCACAAGUUUGUGGGCAGAACUGUCUCUCCCUCUUGCAACAGGUGAGUGUGAGGCCUCACCCUGAAGGCUUUUGUUUGUUCCUGGCUCUGCCAGAGAAAACAACUGAUGGGUAGGUGAAACAGUAUUGCCAGGACUAGAAAUGCCAGUGCCUGGGGGUUGUGGUAUCCCAAUAUCUAGUGGUAGCUAGGAGAGAACUAAGGAGGAAUUGUACCUGGAAGAUGGAGUCACGCAUGUGCCUGGAAGGCAGGCACCCACCGUCGCAACCUUGGCAAAAGCCCCUGGGAGAACUAGUGAAAAGCAGGCAUAAAGUACUUGCCUUGCUUCCUGUGAUCCCAAAGUUGGGAUAAAACUAAAUGUGUUUCCUCACCCUUCUGAGUUUUAAGAUGACUCCUGUGCUGAUGCAGUCAGGGCCAUGGGAAGUGGCUUGCUGGGGGAGCAGAGGUACUUUUGGAAAACUGGUUUUUACAUUGUGACCCUUUUGUAUUUAAUAUUGUUGUUCUAGUUGCAGUGAAUUGCAAUAAUUUUUGUCUCCUACGAACCCCAAAAUCUUUUGCUUUUGCUGGUGCCUUUUUUAUUUUCUUUGGCAUGAAGGAAAACACCAUAGCUGAUGUAAUGUGUGCGAUUUGAUAAGGAGCUUUCCCGAGGGAGUAGGUGCAAGAGGCAUGUAGGAUUGCAGUUGUAGUUGGGCAUGUUUUGCAUGGCAGGUUAACAUCUGGAAGACACAUAUUCCAAUUGAAACCUACCUCUAAUCUUGGGGUUUGUGUCUGCUGUUUCUGCUACCUGUUCAUUCAUUAAUCUUCUCUGUAGCCUUGCGUUUUCACCAGGGCUUUAUACGUUGUGUGUUAAAUAUUUUAAAUGGUGUCAUUCUUCCCUGCAGUCUUAAAUCCAACAGCUCCAGAGCCCUGCUAGGAGAAGGAGAUGUGUGUUUUCUCUGUGGUGAGGGGGAGAGAGGAGCCCCGCUCUGUGUUUGCGUGGCAGGCCUCCAGCAAGAGCGCAGGUGUUGCAAGAGGAGGCAAUGGCAACCAGAUGACAUUCCUUCCCCUUGAACUAGUGUGGAGCCAUUGCUCAAACGGAUUGUGGGUCCAGCAGUUGGACUGGAUGAUCUUAAAGGUUCAUUUCCAACCUAAAUGAUUCUGUGAUUCCUUCCAACAAAAUUUCAGGCUAGUGUGUUGUCUGCACGUGCCUGUGUAAAAUCCAUGGCAAUAGAGCUUGGGUUCAUCCAACUGAAAGAUGAGAGGAGUAGAAUCACUCUUGGCAAACAUUGGAAAGAUACUAGAAGAUGGUCCAGAGAGUGAUUUAUCCUGGCUGAGAGCUAAACUACCUUUCUGGAGGUGCUGAAGGGGCAGCUGAUGUCAAGAGAGGCCUUAAGCACUUAUCUAGAGAAAGUGCCUCGAGGUAGAUGAAAGGAAUUGAGAGCAGCAACUCUCAAAAUACUGAGAAAAAUGUUUUAUCAACUUGUGCAAAUAUAUCCUGUUUGCAUAAAUGGUUCUGGAAAUGCCAUUGGUAUCUUCCUCUCAAUACCUGUGUGUGUGUGGGAUGGCAAGGUGCUCUUAACCACACACCCCCUGAUUUUUUUAUCUUCUUUACCAAUACAGAGGAGUUUUCACAUCCCUCUUGGGUAAAAUGGCUCUGCAUCAGCCAAGUGUGGAAAGGGCUUUGAUAACCUUCAAGGUGAAACACUUGUCAGCUCUCACUUUAUCCAGGAACGGAUUAUCUGGGCUGUGGAAUAAUGAGGUCAUGUCUUUCCUCCACACUGCUGGCAAGAGCUUCAAAUUUCACACAGGGGCAGCUGCUUACAUCAAGCCUGCUCUGCUUAAUGCUGCUUAAAGCUACCCCCCUUCUCUGUCAGCGAGUUUUCCCCAAACUGAGGGUGUGAAAUGUGUUCACACAGCCUUGUUUGCAGGACGUGUGAGGGGGUUUCAUGGUGCUUGGGUUGCUGUCUUGCCCCAGAGUUGGUUGGGUUGGAUGCAAGAGUGCAGGAUGCAAGCAGCAGAAUGAUUUGUGUGUGCUGCUGCAGCAACAAACAGUGCCUGUGAGAGAUGUAGAGAAGGAUUUGGUGGGUGGCUGGACCAAAGCCAUGCAGCUCUUUGCAGGUGAGUGUCCCAUCCUCAGCUUGCUGCACUGCCUCGGGUCUAAACCUGCAGCUUUAAUGCAGAGCUGUUGCACUGAGAGUGGCCACGGACAUGAAAGAUCCCUAAAGCACACAAGUUGUGGGUGUUAAAGCCUAUGGGUGCUUAAGUAGAUUAGCAAACAAACAAAUCCUUUAAUAUUCUGGAAUGCUUCCUCACCACCUAAGUAGGGAUUAUUCCACCAAGCCAGCAAAUUCUACCCUUCUACC